UAACAGUCUUAGCACCUUUAAAUACGAACAAACAAACAUACCAAAUGAAUGAUCUUUAGGCCUUCAUAAGAAUCGGGGCAAUUUAGUUAUGAUAAAUUCAGACUUUUAAUUUAGCUAUGUCAGUAUUGUUGUUUAUCAAUCCUUUUUCUUACUUAGAAAACGAAUUUUCUCAAAUGGGCAAAUAAAAUAUAAAUGUUCUCAACCAGGUUAUUGGUAAACUACCCUGCAGAAAAAUCCAGCAUUGCUGGUCACCAGCAUAAGGUAUGUUUUGCACACCUGAAUGGGAUGCUGUCACGGAUUGUACAGAGACAAACAGGUAAGAUCCAUGUGCAGCAUUUAAUGGGGAACUCCAGAACGUAAUCCACAGACAGGCAAGGGUCAAAAUCCAUAAAGACAGUCCAUACAAAAAACACGAAAACCAAAAACCAAAAGAGAGACCAGGAAAACCAUACAUGAAAACACCAUAACCAAAGCAGAAAACAAACCGGGUAUAAAUAGGCAGACACUAAUGAUGAAACACAAAACAGCUGGGUGCAAUGAACGGGAUAAUGAGUCCGGGAAGUGGGUUAUGGGAAAUGAAGUCCAAGGGGUGAAAACAAGAGUCCGGGUUGGAGUGCCCUCUAGUGGCAGACAAGGGCACUCCCAGUAAUGAUCAUGACAGAUGCUGGCUGUUGGUUUACUGGUCCCCAGCAUGGGAAGCAGGUGUACUGGUGGACCAGCAUAAAGUAUGUUUUGCAGGCUGGGAGCAGCUUGGGAUGCUAUCGUUUCUUAGUGUGUGUUCAUAGAUAGACUAAGACAAUUUUCCAAUUAAUUUUAAUAAAUUAUUUAAUUAAGAAAAAUGCACAUUGCAGAUACUUGUUUAUUGGUACACAGUAAAAUCCUCAGUGUUAAAUGAACGCUGCUGUUUAGUUUUCAUAUGAUCCCAGUCAAUAGAGAGUAAAAGUAACACUGAAGCAGUGUUGCAGUUAGUGAAAUAAAGUAGAUUCGCUCUACAAGUGAUGAUUGACGUUUGGCAACGCCACCUGCAAUUAACAAGCAGAAUCACUGAAGAAAAGAGGAACAACAACAGAAAAAAAGAGAACAGACUCACAGCCACACAGCCUUAGAUGAAAUCAGUCAUAUCUCACCAGAGGAUGCUUAAACAACUCCAAAAAUAGCAUCACCAUGUUCACUUUAUGUCUUUCUUAUGGUACUUGUACAAAAGUUGUUGAAGUUGUUUUCAUUAGUUAGGCACUUGGCCAUUUACUUUCAGCAAUUGUUGAAAGUGCAUGCUAUCACUAUUGUCUACAAUAUUUCAUGCUCCUGGCUGCAAUGACACCUUUUACUAUAUACACUUUUUUAGAAUCAGUGACUAACAGCUUUGACUUGCGAGUUCCCAAAUAAACACGAAAGUCUUUAAAAACAGCACCGUUUAAUUUUGAACUUUCAUGAUCAAGUUGUUAUUAACUGUACCAUUGAGAGAGCUCUUCUCAUAACUCCUGUUAAACAAACUGCGUAUGAUUAUGCUUUUAUUUGGCUUUUUUAUACUAUUUUCAGUUACUUUCAACAGAUGGAGCAAAAUAAAUUACAAAGUUAUAAUCAUAUAUUACAGUAUUACAAUAAAUCAUGUGUUUUAAUCUUAUAUUGUUUCCCUUUACAUCAUUAAUGUGUUAAGUAUUGAAAUAUACAAGCAAAAACAAUGCUUUUCCUCCUAAAACACUGCUUGCAUACAGAAAACUGGCCUACUCACACUCAACCCCGCAAAACCAUGCUGGUGAACCUGCUAGACCAGCACUAUACUAGCACUGAACAACACUAUAUCAGCACUAACCAGUACUAUACUUUGAAUUCAUACUGGUUUAUGCUGGAUUUUUCAGCAGGGUCCAUUUGAAGAUCUGAACUGGUAAGCAAAACAAGUGCUGGUGUUCAAUACCAGGAUGACUAGAGGUGAUAGUGGUAGAGAUUUUACAACUUCAUAUGAUAUGACUAUUAACAUCAUAGAUAAGAUUUUAUAGUUCCCUUUUGCUUCCAUGCCCUGCCUAGGUCAACAAAAACAACAAAUACAAGCUUUUAAAAACAUCAUAAGGAGAAAACAUUACAGAGGCAUGUUCACAAAAACAUUGCAUUUGCAUUCAAUUCAGUGGCAGACUGAACACUGUCAAUCAAGUUGCUGCUGCUUUAUGAACAAUGUCAAAAAAUGAAUUGGCAGUUACAAAACAAAUGACGCAAAAUAAAAGAAUUAGGUGUAUCGUGUGAUGACUCAUAGAAGUCUCCUUUAGGAAUGACUGCAAUUAAAUCUAAAUGUGAAAGCCUGUGCCAAAUACUACAGAAUGGCAUUUUAUCCCGUAAACAGUGACGUUUAAGUGGAAGCACUUGGCAACAAAGUGUUUGCUAGCCAGAAAUAAAUCUGCUCAUUAUGGUGCUCAGCCUUUUAGGUCAAAUUAACAAGGUUUGGGAGGAAGUAAGUGCUGUCAUUAUCCUGGUGUCACACCAUAAUGUUGGUGUGACACAUGCUCGAAUAUGCAAUAUUCAGUUUUAUGGACAUGGAUCUCUAAAACGUCAUUAAAGAGCACUUUGCUGCAGCAAAUAAAACAAAGACCUCACGCCACUUUGUUAAAUUAGCUGUAUUUUGAUACACCAUUUGUACACCAUCUAUUUAUUUAAAACCAACAAACCCAUUUUGUCAAAUGGAAGUCUCUGCUUUGUGGGUCAUUUUGCCUCAUUUAAAAGGUCACGGAACAGAAGUGCGUCAAUAAGACAUAAAUCACGGUUUGCGUAGUAUAUAAACGAAGACAUUCUGAAGUCAGAAAACACGAGCUAACAAAAGACAUCCAUAACCUCAGCGGAAGACAGCUUUCACACAUAUUUCCAGCUAUGAAGGUCGUGCUACUGGCAGUGCUGUUGGUGUUUGCUGUGUGGGCAGAUUCGGCCCAGGCCCAGAAAGCUCUGAGACUCUGUGGCCGUGAGUUUUUUCGGGCUGUCGUCUACACGUGUGGGGGUUCCAGAUGGAGGCGGGUCCAAUCUGAAGACCCUGUAAAUGGUUAUGAAAUCGAGACUGAUGUGGAGACCUCUGCAGAAAUGGAUCGAGUAAGAAGAGACACAUACGAAACGCUGCCCUCCACGUGCUGUAAAGUGGGCUGCAGAAAAAGCGAUCUUGUCCGCAUGUGCUGAGAAACACUGAAACUUCAACAAUCUCUCUUUGCAAAAUGCCUUUAAACUAUUCUUUUUCUGAGGACUUGAAUUAGCCUACAUAAAAAACUCUCAAACUCUCAACAUUUCAGAAACGUUCAGAUGUUGUUUUCCAAGAAACUCUUCAAAUGCAAAAAAGGAUUUUGAAGUAUUAGUUGAAGUAUAUUAGUUUGUAUAUUAGUGCUAUUAGAUUGCACUGAAAUAUAGGCCUGCAUUGGGUAUUGUGCGAGUACAUAACUAGUACAUGCCCCAAAACGUUAUAUCAUGAUGCUUUUUUGUAGGUGUUUUAAAUGGUUAUGACACUGUUUUUAAAAAUGUUGUUAAAAAGAAUAAAAAUCUAGAAGCACGAAUUCUAGAUUAGAAUUUAUUAUUAAUAUUAAUGUAUACCCAAUAUUGUAUUUUAUGCAAUAUAUCCAAGUAGAAACCAACUGUAAAAUUAUUA
This is a messenger RNA of Megalobrama amblycephala (Wuchang bream), 3610 nucleotides long. It is a transcript of the gene insl5b, whose product is annotated as insulin-like 5b. Lineage: Eukaryota; Metazoa; Chordata; Actinopteri; Cypriniformes; Xenocyprididae. Gene Ontology annotation, cellular component: extracellular region. The transcript has 2 exons. Gene Ontology annotation, molecular function: hormone activity. The record is from RefSeq and is a predicted model, not a curated record. The coding region runs from base 2854 to 3150 and encodes 98 amino acids.